Molecule: messenger RNA, 1375 nt
Organism: Cuscuta epithymum
Lineage: Eukaryota; Viridiplantae; Streptophyta; Magnoliopsida; Solanales; Convolvulaceae
Source: the annotation of a GenBank genome assembly
GAUAGAUAGUGCUAAGCCCAAACCGGCCUUAGUGAUUUUAUUAGGUUGACUCCAUAAGUGAUUAGAUGUUGUCUCAUGACCCACUCCAGGAAGAUUUAUUGCCCUAAUUCAAUCAGCAAGUAUGUGCACUACAUACACCAUAAAAAAAAAUUGCCAUUGGGACAAUGAUCAGUUAUAAACAUUUUUGAUAGCUUACCACAAUACUGAUAGUCAUAUACAGAGACAAAUGAGACCUAAGUAUAGAGAGAGAAACUGAUAUACUAAUGAUUUUCAAACCGUUUACAUUUUCCCUUAAGGAUGAUCAAAUGGGCAUUUAUACUAUAAAUAAAUGGUAGGUGCAUGAAAUGCACAUACACAUGUAAUUAAGUGGAAGAAAUUGAUGUGUGGCGCCAAUGACCGCUGAGUAGAGGACGAGGUAAUCGAGGUCCUCGAGGAUGAGGGGCUUAGGACCCUCAUCCUUGUCUUCGUUUCUUUGCAGUGUUAGUUUGCUUCCGUAUCUAGUGGAGCCCUUGAUUGGAGACGAGGCGUCGGAGGACGAUGCGCCGAAGGACGGGGGUCCUGGACAGGCCGUGAUGUAUGCCCAAUGCUUUCUUUUAAUCGCAUGCUUUUCACGAAAAUUAAUGGAAACUUGGAAACCGGAGUCGAGAGCUUCUCUCUCUAAAAUCUUCGGCGCUCUCUAGGGUUACGGCCGCUAGGGUUUUGAAUUCCGAUUUCGUUUUUACGAAGAUCAGUGCUUAUCGGAGUGGUGAAGGCGAAUGAAGGCAGAGGACUGGGUUCUCGUUUCGGCAGUCUCAAUCGCGGCUUGAACUUAGAUGAACAGAAGGAGCAGGGCUUGGUACGGUCUCAGCUGGGACUCAGGCGAAUGGACGGAGCAGGAUUGAUGGCCAAAGGUUGUGUAUGGUAGAGAGGUUUGAGAAUGUCGUUCAUGGUGGAGAUCAAAAGGUCAUGGACGAAGCGUGGGGCUAGGGGUUGGAUCAGAUCUGGAUCGGAGGCAAGGGGCGGAAGAUGUUUCAGUACUGUUGGACCGUCCCCCGGCCCUCCUGAACCACCACCAUGGAGUGCAGGAGAGUCUAGGGUUUGGAAGCAGUAUUUUAAUUUUAUUAUUUGCUUGCUAUUUAAUUUCCAUGGUCAGACUGUUUUGUUUUACUUUUAUUGUUUCUUUUGCUGUAAGACUCUUGCAUUAGGUUUGGGGGGUGGAAGUUCUGCGGUAACCGUCAUUGGCUUUAUAAGUUGCCCUAAUUUGGUCUAGCGAGUUAUACUGCUUUUGUACAGGUGGUUAACUCUCAGUCUCGGCCACGGAAGGAUGGUUACAUGUGGUUCUUUUAUUUUUCUGUACCCAUGCUGAAUGUUAUUUCUAUGAAUUAAGCCCUUUUCG